UUUUCUCCAUUUUCUCCAUUUUCUCCAUUUUCUCCAUUUUCUCGUAUCAUGACGUGAUUCAAUUUCUAUUAAUGUCUUUGUUAUAGUCUGGAAUUUAGAGAAUAAUUUUAUGAUUUUCAAACUAUAAAUAUCUGUAGAUAUCUUGAAUUUUUGUUUAAACCUUCCCAAAUAGAUUAUUUACUUAAAUAAAAGUAAUAAUAAAUAGAUUAUUCACUUAAAAAAAAGUAAUAAUAAUGGGAUUAGAAGAUAAUUCGCUUGUCAGAAGAUUUGUUAACGUCGGUGAGAAGAAGGCUGGGUCGACCUCUAUGGGGAUCUUUGUUGGUUUAUUUGCUGCAUUUGCUGGUAUUCUUUUCGGUUAUGAUACUGGUACAAUCUCUGGUAUAAUGGCUAUGAGUUAUGUCAAAGAAAGAUUUCCUAGCAAUAAGUUGGAAUUCACCUCUUCAGAAAGCUCCUUAAUUGUUUCAAUUCUUUCUGCGGGUACCUUCUUCGGUUCUCUUAGUGCUCCUAUUCUUUCUGACUGGAUCGGUAGAAGAUGGACUCUAAUAAUUUCGACAUUAAUCAUCUUUAAUUUGGGUAUUAUACUACAAACUGCAGCCACAGCUAUACCAUUAUUGUGUGUAGGUAGAGUUAUUGCGGGUUUUGGAGUUGGUAUUAUUUCAGCUGUGAUUCCAUUAUAUCAAGCAGAGACUGUUCCUAAAUGGAUUAGAGGAGCUAUCAUUUCAUGUUAUCAAUGGGCAAUCACCUUAGGGUUGUUAUUAGCUGCAAUUGUGAACCAAGCUUCUCACGCAAGAAAAGACUCUGGUUCUUAUAGGAUUCCCAUUGCAGUCCAAUUUUUGUGGGCCUUGAUCUUAGGUGGGGGUAUGCUAAUCCUUCCUGAAACUCCAAGAUUCUAUGUUUCUAGAAGUGACGAAGAACGUGCGAAGAAAUCACUCUCCAGAUUAAGGAAAUUGAGCGUUGAUCAUCCUGACUUAGUUGAUGAAUACGAAGAUAUUAAAGCAAAUUUUGAAUAUGAAAGAGCUAAUUCUAAUUCUUCUUGGAGAGAUGUAUUUUCAAAUAAGAAUCAUCAAGUUAAAAGAUUACUUCUUGGAGUUGGUCUUCAAGGUUUACAACAGUUGACAGGUAUUAACUUUAUUUUCUACUAUGGUACAAAUUUCUUCCAAAGAGCUGGAAUCGAGAAUAGUUUCGUCAUUCAAAUGGCAACUAACAUUGUUAAUUUUGGUUCUACUAUCCCUGGUAUUCUCUUGGUUGAAGUAGUUGGAAGAAGAAAACUUUUAUUAAGUGGAUCGGUUGUUAUGGCUGUAUCUCAACUCAUUGUGUCCAUUGUUGGAGUGGCAGCCGGCCAAAACUCUGAUUCGGCAAAUAAAUGUUUAAUUGCGUUCACCUGCACAUUCAUUGCAGGUUUUGCUGCUACUUGGGGUCCAUUGGCUUGGGCAAUUAUAGCUGAAACUUAUCCAUUAAAUGUCAGACAAAAGAGUAUUUCUAUUUCUACUGCUUCAAAUUGGUUAUUUAACUUUGUCAUUGCAUAUAUCACUCCUUAUAUGGUUGACUCUGGACCAGGUAAUGCUAAUCUUGGAAGUAAUGUUUUCUUUAUCUGGGGUGGUUGCAAUGUCUUAGGUUUCUUAUUUGCUUAUUGUAUGGUCUAUGAAACUAAGGGAUUGACUUUAGAACAAGUUGACGAAAUGUAUGAGAAGGUACCAUAUGCUUGGAAGUCGGGAUCAUUCAUUCCAACUGAGCAUGCAUUUAGACAAACUUUGGAAUCAAGUUCUGAUGACGAAAAAAAAGCCGCUAUUGAAGAAGCUUCCUUGUAAUGUCCUAAUAUUAGAUAGUUUUGAUUAUUAAUACGACAAUAUGAUUUAGCAAAUCAUUGUAAUUUCGCAGCAAACCUACCCCCAAGUUUUUUUUUGCUUCGAGCCACACUGACCCCCAACUUAAAUCUCUCCAUAUUAUUAAUAUAAAUAUCUUCAAUAUCAUCUUU
Scheffersomyces amazonensis is the source of this 1975-nucleotide messenger RNA. RefSeq names its product Hgt12p (gene HGT12). Gene Ontology annotation, cellular component: membrane. The transcript has a single exon. NCBI's taxonomy places the organism in Eukaryota, Fungi, Ascomycota, Pichiomycetes, Serinales, Debaryomycetaceae. Gene Ontology annotation, biological process: carbohydrate transport; transmembrane transport. The record is from RefSeq and is a predicted model, not a curated record. Bases 234 to 1808 code for a protein of 524 amino acids. Gene Ontology annotation, molecular function: carbohydrate:proton symporter activity.